Molecule: messenger RNA, 545 nt
Organism: Ficedula albicollis (Collared flycatcher)
Lineage: Eukaryota; Metazoa; Chordata; Aves; Passeriformes; Muscicapidae
Product: placenta-specific gene 8 protein-like
Exons: 5
Coding region: 72-407 (111 amino acids)
Biological process (GO): positive regulation of transcription by RNA polymerase II
Source: RefSeq, a predicted model, not a curated record
ACGUAUCUGCUGGGACAAGGACAGCUUGGAAAACCACAAACCGCCUGGAAGGACCUGACCCCGUGCCGGCAAUGGCCUCUCAACCUGUGAUUACUGUGCAGCCCCAGUUUUCAGUGGCCCAGCAGCCAGGGAUGUGGCAGACAGGGCUGAUGGACUGCUGUACCAACUGCGGAGUCUGUUUGUGUGGGACGUUCUGCCUGCCCUGCCUGAGCUGCCAGGUGGCCGGGGACAUGAACGAGUGCUGCCUGUGCGGCUCCAGCGUGGCCAUGAGGACCCUGUACCGCACCAGAUACAACAUCCCGGGCUCCAUCCUGGGAGACUUUUGCUCGGUCUGGUGGUGCGGGCCGUGUGCGCUCUGCCAGCUCAAGAGAGACAUCAACCGCAGGAGGGAGAUGGGCAUAUUCUGAUGCUGCCAUCUUCAGUGGAGCCCCUGCAGGCAGCAGCUGCUGCCCUGGGUGUUGGGACAUGCGCCACGAGGAGUUUGCUUUCGCUGUGCUCCAUCCUCUCUUCCCGGGGUAAAGCCAGCAAUAAAAGCACUGCCUGUG